AUGUUGCAAGAUCCCAACAAGUGGACUGAGCGCGAUGAGCGCUUGCUGGCGCUUCUCUUGCAAAAGAGAGCAGCUUGUGAUGUGGAAGGCGAUUUUGGACCGCCAUCCAUGCAUGUUGGGUCGCCAGGCACAGGCGUGACAGAAGGCUAUGGAGCUGGCAAUAUGGGUGCCAUGCACGAUGGUGCCAAACGGAGAUUGACCGCGGACACUCCCGCGACAUCCUCGGAUUGGGAGAAGCUUGAACCCACGUAUGUGGGUGAGGUCAUUGUGGAGAAUGACACAGAUGAAGCACUGGUGGCAGCAUUGGAUGCCUCGACAGUGGGCGCCGGUGGUGAUGUACACCUUGGUCCUGUGGAUCUUCCACAGGGCACUGACUCAUUAGAGAUGUGGGGAAAGACCAUGAUGUCAUUUGGUCAAUAUAAGGGCAAGUACAGCUACAUUGAAGUGGCAACGGACAAGAGCCUAUGGGAUUAUCGCAAGUGGGUCCGAUCUCACAUCAACCAGAGGACGAGCAAAGGUGCGCCACUGGAUUUUGCCAGCUAUUUGAGGGCGUAUGAUGCACGCCAUGGGCCGACAAAGCAGCUGCCAGUGAUUCCGGGAACUUCAAUU
Molecule: messenger RNA, 609 nt
Organism: Durusdinium trenchii
Lineage: Eukaryota; Dinophyceae; Suessiales; Symbiodiniaceae
Source: the annotation of a GenBank genome assembly